AUGUAUAAAAUGGAAUAUUCUUACCUCAAUUCCUCCGCCUACGAGUCGUGCAUGGCUGGGAUGGACACGUCCAGCUUGGCUUCGGCUUACGCGGACUUCAGCUCGUGCAGCCAGGCGAGUGGCUUCCAGUAUAACCCCAUCAGGACCACUUUCGGGGCCACCUCCGGGUGCCCGUCCCUCACCCCCGGAUCCUGCAGCCUGGGCACCCUUAGGGACCACCAGAGCAGCCCAUACGCGGCAGGUAAGGACCCUGCGCCCCUGGCUGGAGACUGGAGAGAGAGAGAAGGGGAAAGGCAAGCAGGGAGAGAGAGAGAGAGGGCAAGAGACGAGGAAGGGGGAAGAGCCAAGCCAAAGCCCGACCGAGGAGAAAAGAGAGGGAGGGGGAAAAAUAGGAGAGGGAAGCCUCGCUUUGAUUGCAUUUGGAAAAUGGCAAUGUGUUUAGUAUUUACCCAACGAAAUUUGCUUACACAAAUGAAAGAAUUUAUCACGUUAGGAGCGAUUGCAGGGAAGGAGAGAGAGGAGAGGAGAGAGGAGGGGGGUGGGUUGGGUUGGGUUUGUGUGUUGGGGGGGGAAGAGGGGGGUGUAAUUCACUUACACCGUUACACUAUCCGAAGUCACACCCGAAACCGCCAACAAAAUUAUCUUAAGCUGCCAAAAUGAUCGGCAUAAUUUAUUUACUUUGCGAGGGAGACGGAAAAGCUGGGGGAAAUAAUUAAAUAAGCCGCGAGGAAAGCUCAUUACUGACACUGUCUUCUUCAUCAUCUUCAUCUUCAUCGCCUUUCCCCCUUUCCUUCUCUUCCCUUUCCCUCUUUUAAGAAACCGCAUCCACCACGGGCAACAACAGUAAACAAGCCAUGAAGAGAUAAGCGGGCACUGUCUCGCUGCUAGUAUUUUUCUUUUUCUUUCGUUCAUUUCUUUCCUUUUUUAGCAGCUCCCCCCCUAGGAACAACGAAAUCCCGCCUGGGCGAAAGUCUUCGAGUAAGGGAGGAGGUGCAAAAAAUUCAGGGGCAGCUCUGGAGGGGUCUGGGAGGGGGAGGCGACACUUACUUGGGAGCACGUCCCAUUGAGCUCAAUCGGACUUCCGAGUCAACAUAUUUAGGAUGGCACCUGUCGGUGUUGCUCUAUUUCGGUCAACGCAACGGGUCGAUUUUGCUAUCGAAUUCCAUGGAAACAGCAUCUCUGGUGCUGGUCGUGGAUCAUUAUUAUUUUUGGACCAUUUUUUGUACUAAACCAAGCAGGCAUGUAGCAGUAGCAUUUUGAGAGAAAGGCAGCCUUGGCCGUCUUGUCUGAAUGCUCACACCCGCAUCUAGCGAGAUCGCCCUGCCAAUCUCUCCAUUCGUCAUCUCUCUUUGCGACAUUGAAGGAGGAGAUGGGGGGGGGCCCGCAACUACGAGAUUUGCCUGUCAUUCCAACGAACCACCCCCACCCCCAUCUUAAUUUAGCAUAAAUUGUCAUCGCUCUCCCCUCCCCCGCAAUUUCAUUUUUUGAAAAUCGUCGCUAAGGGUGGUAUACUUUUGAUCCAACCGCAAUAAACAGAUGCGGUGGGGUGGAGGGGAAGGGAGGUGAAUGGGUUUCUUUUUAAUAACCUAUAUCGAAAGUGAAAAAAAUAAAUAGUGUUUUGGAGAAUCCAUCUGCAAACAGACCGUAUCAUUCUCCUUUCUUAUCCAUUUCGUUAUCGAAAUACAUCCCUCUCCCUUUUCUGGAUUAGAAACCUUAACCGUCUCAGAAAACGGAGGGGACACGAAUGCGUUUCUUCUCCGUGUCUGCUCGCGAGUAAGCUCCCUGGUUAUGCGGGUUGUUAGCAUGGCGGCGUAGACGGUUUCGCGGGUCACGCUCCGACCGCCGCAAGCGCAGUGAAACCAUUCGAAUCCGGAUCCCCCGGACGGCUGUCCUCGCGUUCCAACGGCUUAUUGCGGGGAAUCGCAGCACGUUAUCGACUGGCUUGUGUUUCUUUUCCUCCCACCCCGCUCCCCUUUCCCGCUUUAGUCCCCUACAAGCUCUUCACCGACCACGGGGGCUUGAACGAGAAGAGGAAGCAGAGGCGGAUUAGGACCACCUUCACCAGCGCGCAGCUGAAGGAACUGGAGAGGGUGUUCGCGGAGACUCACUACCCAGAUAUCUACACCCGAGAGGAACUGGCCCUCAAAAUCGACCUCACCGAAGCCAGAGUUCAGGUUGGUGAAGGAGCUCCUUUCGAUCCGGAUUGCAGCAGCCGCCUAGGCCGCUUCAUCCGGAGCAAAGCAUCGCGGGUAGCAACGCGCAGCUUUCAAGAUUUUGUUGGACGGGAGGUGACCAACGACAGAGAGUCCCAGGGUGGGAAGUCUGUUGCUUUUGCACAUUUGCAUACUUCCCUUUGGAAAAUAUAUGAAAAUGGAUGCAGGGUUUUUUAUGUUUAUCAUUCCGGGCCUCUGCCUUUUAUUUUUUUAACCUCGUUUAUCUUGAGUCAUUCCUCCAUCAGCAGCCGGAGGCAUUCAGCUUUGCAUCCCAAAGCUGUCUCACGUUCCUCAUGGUAAUGACUAAGACUCCUAAGGGCAGCCAUUUCCUUGGAGAGCCCAGUGGCUAGGAUAUGUAUUCCCUACAGCUUGGCUCACUUGCUAGAGCCACCCAUUUCUGUACAGGCACCUUGUCAGUUCCUGAUUUUGGCAGAGGACACAUUAUCAUCUGGAUAGCUGAACAGGGCAACAUGUGGCGAGGACCAUACCAUUCUGAGUAUUAGAUAUUUGCAUCCCUUCUAUAAUUUUGAUUAUUAUUUUUUUCAAGAUCUUGUUGGCAAUGCUCUCUAUUUCUGUGGGAACCAUUUCUAACUUAGCAAACUGGAGAUCUGAAUUCUCAAAGUAGGAAGAGCUUUACACUAAGAUCUCACCUGAUCUGCAAUCUAGGUAUAUAUAAACACCUUUACCUUGGAGUCACUGACCUGAAAUAAUUAUAUUUGGCAUACACUGUUGUGUCUUAAAUUAAGACACACCGUAAAUCAGGGGGUGGAGAACCUCUGGCUCUCCAGAUGUUGGCCAGGGAUGAUGUUAGUUUAUAUCUAGCAAAAUCUGUAUGGCCAGAGGUUCCUCACCUUUGCAUUAAAUACUCUAUCCUUUCACUACUUCUGAGCAUCUCAAGAGUGCAAAAGACUGGUUUAGGAUGCGCCACGAAAUAAUAACACAAGUCAUUAAGACUACAGUCCUAUCCAACUCCCCAACGGAACGAAAUUGAGAUUUCUGAGAAAACAAGGCUGCGAACCCCUCUGAUAUAACACAAAACAGGUCACAGGGGAGCAGUUAAUUUGCAAAGCAAGCCAGGCCAAAGCAUGCCACGACAGAUUCUGGCACGAAAGAUUUAAGCAUGGGCAGAAGAAUGUUAGGGUGAUGGUGCCAAACAGCAAUAAAUCUGAACAGAGGAGAACCACUGGUAUUGGAACUGAAAGGGAAUGUGGCUGUUCUGUUUUGGUGUUGUUUUGUUUUUAUUAGGUAUUUUAUGGUUUUAUAUCUUGAUUUUAUUCUGUGAACUGCCCUGAGACCCCCGGGUAUAGGGCUGUAUAUAAAUUCAAAAAAUAAUAAUAACAACAACCAGCGAUUGGCCAACAUGCUAGAUGUGUGUGGCCAAUGGUCUGGUUCCAUGCCAGCACACCUGGAAGCAUCUUAAGAGUUGCCAUGCUAGACCCUACCAGUGGUCACCUGUUCUUUUUAUUUAUGAACUGUGGCCGAGCUGAUGGCCAGCAGAACUCACAGACAGGCUACAUUAUUCCUCAGCAGAGGAACAAUAAUGCAUGUUACUUUAUAGCAACAACCAGCUUCUGCGGUGAAGGACUUUUCCUGUCCACUCUGCCCACACAAUAGGGAGUAAAUUACGGCAGUUUAUUGUCUGGACCUAUUAAAAGAAAAGAGACCUCUGCCAAAAUGAUAUGAAUGUUCUGAGAUGAAAGUUCUCCUUUAGCUUGGCAUGGCCAAUAGCCACCCAGAGUCCGUCCAUUCAACUAGGGCACAUGCCACUCUUUUCUAAACCAUAAGUGGAAGAAUUUGCAACCGUGAACUCCACCACAUUGUAUAACCUGAAUUUGCAGCGCUUCCAUUUCACAGCUUCUCCCUCCCAAUGACCACAUAAGGUGGUUUUAGCUAGCAUCUUUUAGACACUGGGUGUCUAAAGCCAAUUUACCCAGUCGCCUCGUGCCAGAAAGCAAAUAUAACCAUGGAAUAAGUCGGCCAUCUGUAACAUGUUAUUAAUCUUACUAUUGCUGCUACCCCUGAUUUCUCACAGGAAUGGGAAUUUGUGAUGCUCACAGAUGGGCUUGUCUACGCUCAUUGCCCGUCGGUUGGCACUGACUUGGGAAAUGGGCCUUUUCAUUCCCCUACCUACACCCAUAGACUAAGGAUAGUUAGCAGUGGGUAUUUUAAUCCUUUUGGGUGCACACACAAGUUCACGUACUAAAAAUAGUUGCCAGUUAAGACCUACAAGGAUAGAUCUUUCCACAUGUUUAUUGUUUUCUUUGGCUCAAGCUGGGAUAGCUCAGUCGGUUUGAGCCCCAUGUUGGGUAAAAGAUAACGGGUUGGAACAGAUCGCGUCAUGACCCCUUCCCAUUCUACAAUUCUAUGAUUUAAGUAGUGACGGCUGAGUUCUGGACCAGCUAUUUUGAAUCCAUUACCGCAAAGUGGCUUUAAAGGCGCGCUUGGGAAAGACAGAGAGACAGAGAGACAGACAGACAGACAGAGAGAGAGAGAGAGAGAGAGAGAGAGAGAGAGGAAAGGGGGAUGGUCUCGCAUACUGGUCACAAACACAGAAUCGGUGACUCGAGGUUGCUUUGGCUUGACUCGCAUAUCCCUUGCACGUGGGAAUAGAACGCUAGCCCCCCUCGCUCGCCGCCCGCCCCACUCUGAACCUCUCUCUCUCUCUUUACCCCCCUUCCUUCCUUCCUUCCUUCCUUCCUUCCUUCCUUCUGGCCAGGUCUGGUUCCAGAACCGACGGGCGAAGUUCCGCAAGCAGGAGCGCGCCGCGGCGGCAGCGGCGGCCGCAGCCAAGAACGGCUCGUCUGGGAAGAAGUCCGACGCGUCGCGGGACGAUGAGAGCAAGGAGGCCAAAAGCACCGACCCGGACAGCACCGGCGGGCCCGGCCCCAACCCCAACCCGGCUCCCAGCUGCGGCGGCGGCGGGCCCAGCCCCACGGGAGGCCCCGGCGGACCCGGAGCUGGCGGGCCCGGGCAGGAGGCCGGCAAAGGCGCGCCGUCGGGGCCUGGCGGCUUGUCGGCGGCGGCGGCGGGGCCCGGGCAGGGCUGGGCCCCCGGACCGGGGCCGAUCACCUCCAUCCCGGAUUCCUUAGGCGGGCCCUUCGCCAGCGUGCUCUCGUCGCUGCAGAGACCCAACGGCACCAAAGGCACCUUGGUGAAGAGCAGUAUGUUUUGA
This is a messenger RNA of Podarcis lilfordi (Lilford's wall lizard), 5385 nucleotides long. NCBI's taxonomy places the organism in Eukaryota, Metazoa, Chordata, Lepidosauria, Squamata, Lacertidae. The record is from the annotation of a GenBank genome assembly.